Molecule: messenger RNA, 2499 nt
Organism: Guillardia theta CCMP2712
Lineage: Eukaryota; Cryptophyceae; Pyrenomonadales; Geminigeraceae
Exons: 17
Coding region: 1-2499 (832 amino acids)
Source: RefSeq, a predicted model, not a curated record
AUGUCAACAGCAGCCAGACAUCUCAAAGCUCUUGAGAAGGUGCUGUUGGGGAUUAGAGGAAAAUGUGAUGAGAAGCUCGAUCAACUUCAAGAAGAAUUUGUCGAACAUCAAGAAUGGUUGAGAAAGACCAUUGCAGACACAAAAGAAAGCAAGGACGGCCUUGGGCUUGUGUGCCCCCCAACCAACCGCAAAGCCAAGCGAACGACGUCGAAGAUUCAAAACGAAGACAACAAAGAGAACGUGGACAAUGGCAAGAUUGAACGUCCAUUCAAGGUCUCGAAGCACAAAGCUGAGGAGAGCCAGUCAAGCAACGAGAAUGAGCAAGAGGAGGCAUCGAAGAAGGACGCGAAAAAGUCGAGAGGAAAAUCCAUCUCAGGAAAGAGCAAACAGCAGGAGUCAGCGAAUGACGGGCAGGACCUCUCAUCGCUUGAUAAGAAGGACCUGUCGAAGCUCAAAGUUGUGCAACUGAGGGCAGAGCUCCAAGCUCGCGGCCUCCCGACUACUGGGCUCAAGGACGAGCUUGUUGCUAAGCUUGCAAGUGCCUUGGAGGCUGAGCAGGCGGACAAGUUCGAGACAGUGCUGGUGGGCCAGGACAUCAUUCCUAGGGUGGGGAUGCGAGUAAGGCACGUGUCAGGGAAAAGCCACAAGUCCUCGCGAGGACUCGCAGGCACUAUCGAGAUCAUCCCUGGGAGAGGAGCGCUGAAGCCCGACGAGAGGAGCGUGAGCGUGAGAUGGGAUGCUGACUUGACGGAUGUCCGAGGACCGUACUACACCGGAGAGCCUUGUGACAGAGGGUCAGGCAUUGGGACCCCCAAGUUUGACCUGAUCUGCAUCGAAGCCGUCAACCUUGCUAUGGAGCAGGAAGAGCAGGAGCAGGUCGAGAACGUUCAUAUGGAGGAAGUCGUUGAAAGUAAGGUCAAGGAUGACGGCAACAAGGAAGCAAUACAGAAGGAAGACGCUGAGGAGAAGGACGAGGAAGGGGAGGAAGACGAGGAACUCGUUAUUGACCCGGAAGACGACAAGGACAACGACUGCAUGGACUUGCAGGUUUCUUCUGUGCCCAACGAGCAGACAAACAACCCGAUUGUGCUGGACGAUCUGCAGAUCGACGAAAUGGACGAGGAGCUAUCAGCUCCUGUAGUCGAGCAGAAGAACAGCGAGAAGGAGGAGGAGGUGGCUAAGGAGCCGGAAGCCAAGGAGAAGGAGAAGCGGAGUUCGGAAACCAGGCUGUCAGGAACGAAGCGAACUAGUGACGGCAAGGCGAAGGCCGAGGAACCGAAGGAGGAGGAGGAGAGCAAGCAAUCAAGCUCUGCCCAGGCUCUUCAGCAGAGGCUCGAGGCCUGCAAGCAGGCAUGGGCAGCUCACCAGGUGUCUUCCAGCUCCAACGGUUACUCAGAGAGCACUCCCAGCAAGAAGCAAGCCGUGGAGGGCAAGAAGCCCGUGGUUCUCGAGGUAACCAAGUACUCGACCCCCUCGAAGCAGCAGAAGCCUGACCCCCACACUGGACUCUGCGCGAUGGAGACUGGGGGCUCCCUCUGCACGUCUGCUAAGAAGGCUGCACGCCCACCAGACAUCGGGCAGGUCAACGAGAGUGUACAGCAGUUCCGUGCUAUCAUCUCUCGGAUCAACGCCGAGAAGGGAAUCACUUCUUAUGAGACUCCGUCGCACUCAUCCAACCUGCCCCCUCGUGCCAGCUUGAACAACAACAAGCCUGUGGAGGACAGCGCAGAGAAGGCCAACCGGGUCAUCACGUGGCCACAGCAGCAGCGGCCGGUCGUCCUCAAGCACGUCGAGCUCAAGUCUUCCUCCCCUGCUGUGAAGGCUCAGCGACUGACGGAGGAGCGACUGAGCGCGCACAUCAAGUCCGCGGGCAAGCAAGACAUGAUGCACGCGUUCCAGAGUAGCAACGAAGACCCGCGGGCAGCGAGCGCGAGACUGGAUGCUGCUCAGAGGCAGCAGAGAGCAGCAGAGAACAGAGCGAGGAUCGAGGAAGAAGCCAAGAAGAAGGCGCAGGAGCAGGAGAGGAGGCGAAAGGAGCUGGAGAACAAGAGGAUCGAGGCUGAGAGGAUCGCAGCUGAGCGGCGCCAGAAGGAAGCGCAGCAGCAGCAGGAGCGUCUCGAGGCAGCGAAGAGAAGGGCGCAGGAAGACGAAGAGCGAAAGUUGCGGGCUAUCAGAGAGCAGCAGGAGCUGGAGGAGAGAAAGAGGCAGGAACGCGAGCGAGCCGAGCAGGCUGAGAGGGAGAGGCAGGAGAGGGAGAGGCAGGAGAAGGAGAGGCAGGAGAAGGAGAGGCAGGAAAGGGAGAGGCAGGAGAAAGAGCGAGCUGCUGCUGCCGCCGCCGCUGCCGCUGCCAAGGCCAAGCCUGCCGUCCCCUCGUUCUCUCAGAGCAACCAGCCUUCCAGUGCAUCCAAGGGAGGAAUCCUCGGGGCCCUUGGCAAGGUGGUCGGCAACGUGUUUGGCACUGGGAUGCAGCAGGAGGCCCCCAAGCCAGCAGAGAAGUAA